AUGGAAAUAAAUAUAGUGGUUCGAGAAAUUGUAUACAAUCUUAAUGAUUGUACAAAUGAAAACAAUAAAAAUAAAGCUGAUGGAGAUAAAUCAAUAUAUUAUUCAUCACAUAUAUGGCCUUGUUCUCCAGUUUUAUCGCAAUAUAUAGUUUUAAAUGAUGUGGUAAAGAAUAAAAAUAUUUUAGAAUUAGGUUGUGGAACUACAAUUUUGCCAUCAAUAUUAUCUUAUAAACUUGGAGCUAAUAUUAUAUUGUCUACAGAUAGCUGUUUUAAGUUGCAUAAUCAAAAUGAUUUAAAAAAUUUGUGUUAUUUUUAUAAAAGUUUUAAAUUUUUCUCAAAUUACUUGAAAGAUGGCAUAUCAAAGGGAAUUACAGAGAAAUAUUCUGAUCUUCAGGAUAUAAAAAUAAAUGCAAAUAUAUUUCAAAAAAAUGCAUUAUAUAACUUAGAUGCAAACAAUAUUACUCCAUAUUAUUGUAAUACUUUCUCUGAUUUUAUUAAAUUGUCACAUAAUUUUCUUAGAAAAUCUUUAUAUUUAAUGCCUUUAAUUUGGGGAGAUAUAUUCCUAAAAUUAAAUGAUAAAAAUACAAAUGAUGAGACAAGUGCAAAAGAAGAGAACCACAAAUUUGAUGUAAUAUUAGCCUCAGAUAUCUUUUAUGAUGGGGACAAUUAUACUGAUAUCAUGUAUACAUUAAAAAAUUUAGCAUUAGGUAAUAAAAAUGUGCAAAUAUUUAUAACAUACCAACGUAGAGAUUCAGAGAAUUUUGGUUAUUUUUAUAAUGGUGUUUCACGCCAACUUGCCCAUUAUUUUGAAUAUUGGGGAUUUUUGUAUGAAAGGAUAGAGUUAGAUGAAUCACUAUACAAUAAUAUAGCAGGUUCUAAUUUACCUGGAAAUCAUGUAAUUGAUUUAUAUCGCCUGUGGAUUAAUGAUAAUUCAUAAUAUAUAUUUAUUGUUCCUUAUUAAA
Messenger RNA from Gordionus sp. m RMFG-2023, 961 nucleotides. RefSeq lists its product as uncharacterized. Lineage: Eukaryota; Metazoa; Nematomorpha; Gordioida; Chordodea; Parachordodidae. The transcript has a single exon. The coding region runs from base 1 to 936 and encodes 311 amino acids. The record is from RefSeq and is a predicted model, not a curated record. Gene Ontology annotation, cellular component: nucleus; cytoplasm.